Carlito syrichta (Philippine tarsier) is the source of this 3535-nucleotide messenger RNA. RefSeq names its product general transcription factor IIIC subunit 5 (gene GTF3C5). Gene Ontology annotation, cellular component: transcription factor TFIIIC complex. NCBI's taxonomy places the organism in Eukaryota, Metazoa, Chordata, Mammalia, Primates, Tarsiidae. The coding region runs from base 261 to 1841 and encodes 526 amino acids. Gene Ontology annotation, biological process: transcription initiation at RNA polymerase III promoter. The record is from RefSeq and is a predicted model, not a curated record. The transcript is spliced from 11 exons.
GUGUUUGUCCCGCCCCUCGGACGAACCCACUUCAUUUUAAACAAAAUGUCGAAGACACUACAGUCGUUUACCCCGAAGCCUUGGGGUCUCCUCUGGGGCGUUUGUUUCUCGAAGGUCUUUGAGUCUCGCUGAGCCGGAGGAAUUAGGGAGAUACGAGUGGUGAGGAAGCUCGGAACGAUUCCUUCGCGGAACCAUUGAGGCGAGGCCUCGGGGAGCACUUUGAGGAACGAACCGCGGCAGGCCCGGCCAGACUGGCAGGGAUGGAGACGGCCGAUGCGGGGCUGGGGACCGCUGUCCCCGUGGAGCUGCGGCGCGAGCGGCGCAUGGUGUGCGUGGAGUACCCGGGCGUGGUGCGCGAUGUGGCUAAGAUGCUACAGACUCUGGGCGGCGAGGAAGGCGUCUCCCGGAUCUACGCAGACCCCACCAAGAGGCUGGAGCUGUACUUCCGGCCCAAGGACCCAUACUGCCAUCCUGUGUGUGCCAACCGCUUCAGCACCAGCAGCCUGCUGCUCCGCAUCAGGAAGAAGACAAGGCGGCGGAAGGGGGCACCAGGUGCCGAGGCCCCCACCAAGGUCACAUUUGACAUAGAGAUCCUGGGCAUCAUCUCCACCAUUUACAAGUUUCAGGGAAUGUCUGACUUCCAGUACCUGGCCGUGCACACAGAGGCGGAUGGCAGGCACACGUCGAUGUAUGACAAAGUGCUCAUGCUGCGACCCGAGAAGGAGGCCUUCUUCCACCAGGAGCUGCCGCUCUACAUCCCCCCUCCCAUCUUCUCCCGGCUGGAUGCCCCAGUGGACUACUUCUACCGACCAGAGACGCAGCACCGGGAAGGCUACAACAACCCCACCAUCUCAGGGGAGAACUUGAUCGGCUUGAGUAGGGCCCGGCGCCCCCACAACGCCAUCUUUGUCAACUUCGAGGAUGAUGAGGUGCCCAUGCGGCCGCUGGAGGCUGCAGUCCAGACGUGGAAGAGAGUGUGCACCAACCCCAUAGACCAGAAAGUGGAGGAGGAGCUGAAGAAGCUUUUCGACAUCCGUCCCAUCUGGUCCCGGAACGCAGUCAAGGCCAACAUCAGCGUCCACCCAGACAAGCUCAAGGUCUUGCUCCCCUUCAUGGCCUACUACAUGAUAACAGGCCCAUGGCGCAGCCUGUGGAUUCGCUUUGGGUACGAUCCCCGGAAAAACCCAGAUGCCAAGAUCUAUCAAGUCCUUGAUUUCCGAAUCCGUUGUGGAAUGAAACAUGGUUACGCCCCCAGUGACCUGCCUGUGAAAGCAAAGCGCAGCACCUACAACUACAGCCUCCCCAUCACUGUCAAGAAGACGCCCAGCCAGCUGGCCGCCAUGCACGACCUGAAGCAGGGCCUGGGCCCGUCGGGGCCACCUGGUGUUCGGAAGCCAGCCUCCAACAAGUACAAGCUCAAGGUGGGUGUCCCGGGGACCCAGGAGAGAGACUCGGUCUACAUCUUCCGGGAAGGGGCCCUGCCGCCCUACCGACAGAUGUUCUACCAAUUAUGCGACUUGAACGUGGAAGAGUUGCAGAAGAUCAUUCACCGCAAUGACGGGGCGGAGAACUCGUGCACAGAACGGGAUGGGUGGUGCAUCCCCAAGACCAGCGACGAGCUGAGAGACACCAUGUCCCUCAUGAUCAGGCAGACCAUCCGCUCCAAGAGGCCUGCUCUCUUCUCCAGCCCAGCCAAGGCCGAUGGGGGGAAGGAGCCGCUGACGGAUGAGUCCGGGGAAGACGAGGAGGAUGAUGACGAGGAGGAGGAAGAAGAGGAGGACUUCAAGCCGUCGGACGGCAGCGAGAAUGAGAUGGAGACGGAGAUUCUGGAUUACGUGUGACGGGGCCCUGGGCCCAAGGAUGGGCCUUCCCAACUGGGCCAGACUGGGUCCUGCCUGACGAGCAGGCCAGAGCGCCCAGUGCCACCCACAGUGGCCAGAGUGGCCCUAGAAGGCCCCUCUGAGGAAAGCUGGGAUCCUAGCAAGUGUGCAGCUGACAUUGGCCCUGGCUGUGACCCACUGCUCAGUGCUGCCCUCUGGCCCUGUGGGGUUGGGGCCAUCCCCAAAGGUUGUGCUGUGGCUCCACACACCCAUGAGCCUGCCCACGCUGAGCCACACCCACUGCCUCUUGGGCUGAGACCGGCAGAGCUGGAGGUGGAGAUGGUGCAGCGGGGCAGGGUGGGAGUGGUGUGGCUCUUGUGACCCUCCUGGCAGAGAUGGCCUGAGGAGCCUGGCCCAUGGUCACACGUGGCCAAAGACUGUCCUUGGCUUUGGACCCUCCAUUUGGCACAGCUUUGGCAAAGGCCGUCCCAGCUGGAGUUGUCCUUAUUAAGUCCCAUAGAGUCUUUGUUUCUUAGUUCCAGUUCGAGUGGUGAAGCCACAGGGAAGUUUCCUCUUGUUUUGGGGGCUUGGGCUGUCUUAUUGCCUUCAUUUGUUCCUUCGUUCAUUCAGUGAGAUGCUGACAGUGCUGGCAAGUGCCCCGCACCUCCAGUCAGGUGGGGCGAGGGCAGCUAGGAAUAACCCCAGGCUUGGACUCGUUUCUUCUCCAAAUGGAUGCGUUCUUGACAGGUUCAUGGGAAACAGGCCCUGCCCGCUCAUGGCCUCCCAGUGUGACCCACAGAGGUUCCCGUGUCCCCAAGCCUGCUUCCCUGGAGAGCAGUCAGUGCUGCCUCCUCCCACGCCCUUGGGGCAGCAGCACCAUGAACCUGUGGCCACUUAGUGACCCUAAGUCCUUUCAGCAGCUUGGCGUACAUUAAUUGUAGAGCCACAUGCCUCAGGCAAGCCCCAUCCUACUGACCAGCCUCUAGGAAGCCCCCUUCUCUUUACAAGAUAAGGACCCAGUGACUCCGUCAGCCUGGCAGUGCCAGUCGUAGGGACCCACCUUGUAGGAGAGAGGUAGACCAGGCUCACCUGCUCUGAUGACCCUGCUGCCCGUGAUGUAUCUGGCUGAUGUGGCUCCUAUGUCUCCUUGAGUCUGUGGCAGACCUCCCCCAACCUCUGUGUGUGUGCCAUUCAUUUGUUGCAGAAACAAGGUCAUUGUCCUAUAGAAAGUCCAUGUUCGGGAUUGGCUGGUUGCUUCCGUGUGGUUUUGAACAUGCCUUUCUUUCCCCUGUAUUUCCUGUGAACUGGAGGAGACUUGGCCAGGUUCAAGUUCAAGGCCCCUUCCUAAGCUGCAUCCAGUCGGGAGGCACAGGAUGUCUCCCUUUGGGGGACCAGCUGCUCUUCUUGCUUGGUGGGAAAAUAGUGUUUCAAGACCCCAGUUUGGGCACUGGGGCAGUAUUUGCUUCUGAGUUUUCAUUACUGCUAGGGCUUUUGAAUAGACAGAGCCAGAAAAUAAGUAUUUUUUUGCAAAGAAAAAAUAAAUUUUGAGUUCAUACAGAUAUUUCCCAUUUAAAAUGUAAGAUUACAGAUUUUUGCUUCUCUGAUUUUACAUUUGUUUCUUUUUCUACCUAUGCUGAAAAUCUUGAUUCCUGCAUAAUUCCAGCAUAAUUGCUUAUUUUCUUUUUCUUAUACAUAUGCUAGUUUCAAAAUAGAAG